AUAGUGGCCACAAACAAAACAUCUAAUACAAUCAACUCAACUGCAGUUAAUGUUAAUUCCAGUUCCACUCUGGGAAAACGUUUCAUUAUAAUGAUAUCACUGGCAUCUAGGAAAAUGACACACUGUGACAUUGUUACCUGAUUUACUUUCAAUUUAUAUUUUCAAACAUUGUUAUUGUGGUAGGGAAUUCCCUGCUCAGGAAAGUAUAAAAACACUGAGAGAUGAAGCAAGACACACAAAAGAAUUAGGAUAAACCAAGGAUAUACAUUGUUACUACCAUGAUGCCAAACGCCAAGCUUUAUUUUGCCACUUGGCUGCUCUUGGUCGCGCUCACUUGUUCUCUCUGGCACGUGAACAUGUCCAGCCCAGUGGUGUCGCGCAACCGCCCGAUAACUGACAACUGUCUUACUACUGCGCAAACACUACUUUGGAACAUCACGGACGCACUUGCACAGGAACACCUGUUCAAAGGAAUAAACUGCACGGACCAGGGUAUGGAGUUGAACACGAGAACACAGACGGUGCAAGUGUGUGCGCCAAAGACCAAAAGCACUCAACAGCACUCAACAUGUUCCAGAGUGACAAAUGUAAAGUUUGAUCAGGACAAGUGUCUGAGGAACAUUGAGGAGGAUCUGCGUUGUUAUAGUGACAUGCUACAAGCUAUUGACCCUAAACUGCUUGGACCCAAUGUGCUGCAGAGCCUCGGAGAGAUUAAGGAGACGUGCUUCCCCUUGUCUUUGUUGGGAGUCUGGUCCUCUCAGCAGGAUACACAAGGUUGUAGGCCUACUCAAGGUACUGCUAACCAAAAUUCCUUUGAUGAAAGGGUACAUUUGUGUAAAGUGUUGAAGGGGCUCCAGGUUCGCACCGUAACCAUCAACAGAAUCAUUGGAUAUAUUCAUGCUGGAGAACACAAUAUGUAAGUUGGCAUGUCAUCAUGGACCUGGCAAGCGCCUAUGCUGUUGGAGACUAUUCCUCAUCGCCAUCAUCGUCGUCAUCACCAUUCUCCCAAGGGAAAAAUAAUCAAUUCCAUGACCAUAACAAAGUUGCCUUGUCCUGUGGACAAGUGUUCUUUAAUAUUAUCAUCAAAUAACAGUCUGAUUAAGCUAUUGAGGAUUUAGAAUUUACAGGAGUCAAAUAUUUAUGACUUAAUAUAUAAGUAUUUAUUUGUUUAUUUUUUUUUACUUGAAAAGCUAAAUAAUAUUAAAUGUGAUAUUUAUUAUCAACCUAAUGGGUUGUAUUAUUUAUUUGCCUAAUUUAUGAUUUAAAAAUAUUUAUUUUAUACAUAUCAAUAUAACUUAUUUCAAUGUUUACACAGUUUUUGUUUGAACAUCUCCAAAAUAAAAUGCAUUUAAGCAAUGAAUUAAAAUAGCCUAAUGCCAGCUAUUUUAUUUCUCUCUUUGUUUUCAUGGUAUUU
Molecule: messenger RNA, 1414 nt
Organism: Oncorhynchus mykiss (rainbow trout)
Lineage: Eukaryota; Metazoa; Chordata; Actinopteri; Salmoniformes; Salmonidae
Product: interleukin-12 subunit alpha
Biological process (GO): immune response
Cellular component (GO): extracellular region
Molecular function (GO): growth factor activity; interleukin-12 receptor binding
Source: RefSeq, a predicted model, not a curated record